AUGACCUGGCCCGGGCCGGCUUCUUCUACCUGGGCACCGGGGACCGGGUGGGUGCAGUGCUUCUCUUGCGGGGGAAUCCUCCGGAGCUGGGAGCCCGGGGACCGAGCCGACACCGAACACCGCAAGUACUUCCCGACCUGCCCCUUCCUCCGCGGGCGCCGAGCCCAGCAACGUCCCCCUCCGCGGGGAACCCGACACCGUGGACGGACAUAUCCUCAGCCAGAUCCACCGACUGCCCGGAGAGCAGCAGGACGAGCACGCCGUCUACCCGAACUAUUGGACUUGACCAGCCGCAUGGGCACCUUCCGCAACUGGCCGCUACAUACCGGCCUCAGCCCCGAGCAACUGGCCACUGCUGGAUUCUUCUAUACUGGGCAGCGGGAUAAUGUUCGGUGCUUCCACUGUGAUGGGGAACUGAGGAACUGGGAAAGGGGAGAUGACCCCUGGAGGGAACAUGCAAAAUGGUUUCCAAGGUGUGAAUUUCUUAUGCAGUCCAUGGGACAUGCAUAUGUUCGUAGCGUGCAAGACACUAUAGGCAGCAGUCCGGAGAGUUCAGUGAGUAACAUGUGCAUUAAUACCAUGAAACCUGGUUUACGAAUGUCCUGA
Messenger RNA from Staurois parvus, 606 nucleotides. The record is from the annotation of a GenBank genome assembly. NCBI's taxonomy places the organism in Eukaryota, Metazoa, Chordata, Amphibia, Anura, Ranidae.